Molecule: messenger RNA, 2235 nt
Organism: Cygnus olor (mute swan)
Lineage: Eukaryota; Metazoa; Chordata; Aves; Anseriformes; Anatidae
Gene: LRTM2
Product: leucine rich repeats and transmembrane domains 2
Exons: 5
Coding region: 876-1988 (370 amino acids)
Cellular component (GO): plasma membrane
Molecular function (GO): protein binding
Source: RefSeq, a predicted model, not a curated record
GGAGGCAGUCCGGCUCGGCGGCUCCUCUCCAGCCUCAGCGCCUAGGACCAAGCUGCCUGGCGAGGGGCUGGGGCAGCUCCCCCCACCCCAGCACCUCCUCGCCCCCCUCGAUCCCCUCGACCCUCGUUCAGCGGGAGAGGGAAGGGAGCAAGGGGGGAAGGAGGGAGAUGGAGAGGCUGAAGGCAAGCGACUGCUCCUUCCCCAGGAUGGGGUGAGAGAGAUGAAGAUCUCCCGAGCCCCUUCCCCUGGCCGCUCCGGAUCGGACCCUGCCCGCCUGGCGGGGUGAUGCCUCGGCACCGUGGGUGCGCGUUCCUGUGCGUGCACCGCUGCCGUCGCAGAUGUCCCCCCAGCCAUCGCUGCCCUGCGCUCAGCCGCUCCCGCCUCUCGCUCGCCACCCCUCUCCCCCUAUUUAUUAUUUACGGGGGAUUACGGCCCCUUGCCCACGCCGCCACCUAAGCACGCAGCUCCUCGGCCCCCUGCGUGGGCCGGCCGGCUGGCCAGCGAGCCAGCGAGCUCAUGCCAACUAGAGUCCUCCGAGAGCUCGCCAGGUGACGGAGGGACUUUCUGCUGGAUUUGGCUUUGGGAUUGUACAGGGUUCACUGGAAGAGCUGCCCGUCUCACAGGAGGGUCCAUCCCAGCCCGAGCACGGGAGUUAAAUAGAGCACACGGAAAGCCUGCUGCCGGCAGUGAAAGUCACGCAGGGAGAGAGAAGGAAGAGGCAGUAACUGUGCAGUGCCCGGGGAGCCGGGUGGAAGUGGCAGUGGGCAGAGCCCCUCCAGGACCAGGCAGGCAGGCUACUAGGUUCACUCCUCCGCUCUGUGGGGCCGUGCGCCAGGCUGGCUGGUGGAUGUGAAGACACGCUGGAGAAGACAACAAUGCUGCCUGCAACUGCCGGCCACCGGUGGAGGAGCAGGUUCCUCAUGAGGUGGCAGGAGGCUUGCCUGCUUGGCUGCUGGCUGUCGCUGUGUGCUGCAGAGUCCUUCUUUGCUUGCCCUUCCUCCUGCAAGUGUAACAGCGGUAACCUGGAAGUGGACUGUAGUGGCUUGGGCCUCUCCUCCAUCCCCUCAGACAUCCCCCCAAACACCAGGACCUUCCUCUUUCUCAACAACAAACUCAGCAUCCUGCCGGGACCGGUGUUUUCCAACCUCUCUGCCCUGCAGAGGCUAGACCUAUCCAACAACUUCUUGGACCAGCUCCCUCAGAACAUCUUCAGCGACCUGGGGAACCUGACGGAGCUGCAGCUGAGGAACAACAGCAUCCGGGCCUUGGACAAGGACCUGCUACAGCACACGGCCCUGCUGCGCCAGCUGGAUCUCUCUAUCAACGGCUUGGCCCAGAUACCCUCGGGCCUCUUUGAUGACCUGCCCGCUCUCCGCUCCCUCUCCCUCAGGUCGAACCGCCUGCAGAGCCUGGACAGGGUGACCUUUGAGCCACUGACCAGCCUGCAGCAGCUCCAAGUUGGGGAUAACCCCUGGGAAUGCGACUGCAAUCUCCGAGACUUCAAGCACUGGAUGGAGUGGUUCUCCUACCGAGGUGGGAAAAUCGACCAGCUGGCAUGUACCCUGCCCAAGGAGCUGAAAGGGAAGGAUAUGCGAAUGGUGCCCAUGGAGAUGUUUAACUACUGCUCACAGCUGGAUGAUGAGAACAGCUCUACUGUGCUGGACAAUACUGGCCCACCCUGCACAAAAGGAAGCCCAACUCCUUCCAAAUCUAAAUCAGGCCCAGAACCAGAAGUGGAGCCCAGUGUGGGAUGCCCUCAGAAACAGAGAUAUAGGCCUGUGAGCGUGCGCCGGGCUAUUGGCACUGUGAUCAUCGCAGGGGUGGUUUGUGGCAUUGUUUGCAUCAUGAUGGUGGUGGCAGCUGCUUACGGUUGCAUCUAUGCCUCCCUCAUGGCCAAGUAUCACCGGGAGCUGAAGAAGAGGCAGCCGCUGAUGGGUGACACAGAGGGGGAACAUGAAGAGCAAAAACAAAUCUCUUCUGUGGCAUGAAACUCUUCUAGGAAGGAAGGGACAGCAAUGAACAAAGGUACCUGAGAGCAGUCAAGCAUGGGGUCCUCCCAAAAUACAUCUUCCCAGACAAAAAGACAGACUGUGCUAUUGCUCCACUCACCCAAGCAGUGCAACAUGCUUCUGGGGGGUCAGGGCACCUGACUCUAAUCUCUGUUCCUCUGCCCCAGGCCCAUUUUGUGCCCUUUCACCCUUGGGCCCAGACAAAUAAAGUAGAGUCAGACCUCGA